This is a messenger RNA of Seminavis robusta, 1351 nucleotides long. The record is from the annotation of a GenBank genome assembly. NCBI's taxonomy places the organism in Eukaryota, Bacillariophyta, Bacillariophyceae, Naviculales, Naviculaceae.
GCCUUCUUCGCGCUCACGGGUUUCAAUCGACUUUUCAGACCUGAGUGGCAUGGGUUUCAUGCUAUAGCUAUGCUAUGCUUCACAUCGCAUGACAUCGAUUGCACCCAUCAAUGAUCAAUCAAACCGUUGCAUCAGCUGAAUCCCUUGAAUGCUGGAGUGAAAGGACAUGGCGACCUCUCCAAUAUCCGCGUCCUCUCCAAAGGUAGAUUCUGAUGACUUUUACUCAGAAUAUUUUGGCCACAAAGAAGAGCAUCUGCAGCAACUGUUGCCACUUCUUCGCUCUUCCUCAGAUUCUCUUGUCUGGCUGGCAGGUGACAGCAGCCUAGAUAACAAGUAUUGGUUUCAGUUGACACAGCCGGCGGUGGGAGGCUAUCGCGACCUUCUGGAUCCUCCUCGAUCCAAGACAGACAUUGCUUACUGGAUGAAUUUUCUUGCUUUGGAGGAUCCCAGCAAUGAAUUACCUCGGAUCGCCACUAUCAACACCGCAGUCGAAGAGACUACACUGAAUCAACGCACAUGGAGAUGGCUGCCACAAGACAAGUUCAUUCGAGACAAGAUUUCACCCGACGAUAUCCUCAUUGUGUCUGCUGGCGGCAACGAUGUCGCCUGGGCACCUUGUCCGUGUACAAUCGUGUCGAUUCUUUGUCUUUUGAAUCUACCAAUGUUUUGCAUCGAAAAUGCGUUCAACUGUGGGUCAGUCCCGACGGACGACUACUGCUGUGGUUGUGGAGCGUCACUGGCAUCUUGUGCCUGUGCAUGCCCUCCAUGCUCAGGGUACUUUAAGCAUCUCUUUGGGACAAGAGUGCAAAAGUAUGUUGAAUCCUUGGUUGCCAAGACCAAACCCAAAGCUGUUUUGAUAUGCAUGAUAUAUUUUCCGGAUGAAGCAAAGACCAUGUCAUGGGCAACUCUUCCGCUGCAGCUCCUAGGAUACGAAAGCAACCCUUCGAAGCUCCAGUUGCUGAUUCGAAAGGCAUUCCAGGAUGCCACUUUAGCCAUAAAGAUACCAGGAACCAAGGUCAUUCCUGUCCCCCUCUAUGAAGUCUUGGAUGGGAAACAUUCUGAAGAGUACUGUGAACGAGUGGAGCCGAGUCCAAGUGGUGGCAAGCUUUUGGCUAGGCUUUUCUUGAUGAUCAUACGACAGCAGGUCACUGGAAGCAGUCAAGAUUCAAGAAAUGAAACUGCGAUCGGAGCGCCUGUGUCUCAAGCCAUGGCUGAAAGGUCUUAGCUACUACAUCUUGAUUCGAUUCCAAAAUGGUGAUAGAAAGGCUUGAAGGCAGCCAUCAUUGUAUCGUACCAUCCAUGGAUGGUUUCUGAACUACUACUCGCAGUCGAGAAUCAUUCCCUCUCUACU